AUGUCACACCCACGCAUAGAGGAGGUCGAGGACAGCGACCUUGAGGCCUCGGACCCCUCCGAGGGCGACAUUGACGACUUCGACGACAUCGACAUCUUGCGCCGCGUCGAGCCCAAGACGCCAUCGCAGAUCAACCCCUCCAACAUUCCGUCGACGGCCGCCCCGCGGCCCGGGGCGCCGGGCUCCGAGUUCCAGACGACCACGGACCCGAAGCAAUACGCCGACUUUCAGUGCCUGUAUCCAGUCUACUUUGACGCGCGGCGCACGCGCGCCGAAGGCCGCCGCGUGCCGCGGUCGCUGGCGGUCGAGAACCCCAUUGCGCGCGAGAUCGUCAACGCGUGCGCGGCGCUGCGCCUACCGACGCUCUUCGAGCCGGCAAAGUUCCACCCCAAGGACUGGGCGAAUCCGGGCCGCGUCAAGAUCCGCAUCCGAUUCGGCGGCGAGGCUGGCCGCGGCAAGGACGGUGGCAAGGCCGAGGCGGGCGCCCGACCUCACGGCAUGCCCGACGUCAAGAAUAAGCACCACCUGUACCUCCUCGUGGCCGAGCACCUGCGGGCGAACCCGACGACGGAGAACAGCGCGGCGCUCAAGGCCCGCGUGCAGGGCGCACCCGCGCCGGACCCCAGCAAGCCGUGGCCGAGGCCCGCGGUGCCGCGCGGCUGGAAGAUGGGCGAGCUGCUGCCGUACAUCAGCCCGGCCAUGACGGGCGGCGGCGUCAGCGAGAACCUGUUCAAGGAUAUGAUGAAGGAGAUGCAGGGCGGCGGCGACCCGAUGGCGGCGCUGAUGCAACAGGCCGGCGGUGCGGCCGGUGGUGGGGGAGGAGGCGGCGAGGAGAAGGCGGGCAAGAAGAAGAAGGGCAAGGGCAAGGCUUGA
Messenger RNA from Colletotrichum higginsianum IMI 349063, 873 nucleotides. RefSeq names its product signal recognition particle sec65 subunit. The record is from RefSeq and is a predicted model, not a curated record. Bases 1 to 873 code for a protein of 290 amino acids. Gene Ontology annotation, biological process: SRP-dependent cotranslational protein targeting to membrane; SRP-dependent cotranslational protein targeting to membrane, signal sequence recognition. Gene Ontology annotation, molecular function: 7S RNA binding. Lineage: Eukaryota; Fungi; Ascomycota; Sordariomycetes; Glomerellales; Glomerellaceae. Gene Ontology annotation, cellular component: signal recognition particle, endoplasmic reticulum targeting. The transcript has a single exon.